AUGUGUCACGUUGUGUCCUCUAUAAACGACUGCUCGCAGUACUUGAGUGCUAUUUGCUUCAUGGCUAUUGCCGUAUUCAACUGGAAAACAAUUGUAAAGCACAGUGCAUACAAUUCAUGCAAGUGCAUUGCGAUCUUUCUUUCGAUUAUAUGGGCAAUCGCAAUCGCCAUUACAGUAGUAUCCACAGCUACCCACAAUCUAUCUGCGUCUUCAAGUGGAGUUGUGUGUUACCCUUUUGGAAAAAAUGAGCUAGCAAGUGCAGCUAUGCCGAGCUAUCGUUUCCGCUUAAUACAACUUCCCUUUGUGUUCGUCAAGCUUAUCUUGCUCAUACUGACUCCUGUUGUGGUCGGUAUAUCGUACACGCUCAUUUACAUACAUGUCCAUCGAGUUGGACAAAGUUUGAAGCGUAUUACAGUCAGUAAUGAUGCCAAGUCUAAUCCCGGACCAAGUGUCAAUAGAGAGGCUGCAGGUGCAUUAGUUGAUGAUGUUGAACAAGGUUGUGGAGCUUUUUCAACGAGUACUUCUGCACCCAAACCUGGUUCAGCUGCAUUUAUUGUCACAGUGAAACCCAUUGCAGCCCAUUCUAAUUCCAAAUCAAACUUGCCAGAAAGUGUAAAUCCAAGCGAAAUGACCAGUCGUAAUUGUCAGAGCAGUAGUAUGUCUGGUGUUAGCAGAGGCUCCAAGUUUUCGAUGCGAUGCAAGACACAAUCAGGACUGGUUCCAUCCACACCAGCCUCUUCUCUUUCAACUACGUGUCGUAGUGACGAGUUUCUCAAUCGAGCAUUGUCCAGUCUUGCCAUUCGUGGUUUGGUUACCACUCUGGUAUUUGUCCUGCUAUGGGGUAUAUCCAUGGUCAUUAGCUUUGUUGGUAUGCGAAUCAUGUUGAAUUCAGUAGCCGACAACGGUAACAAUAGCGGAGAUUUUCUGCUCACGUUGACCCACAAAUGGGGUCUUGGUAUAUGGAUAAAUACUGGCCAUAUCUUGAAUGAGUACCAACCCUCACUUAUGGGUGGUCAGUUGGUUAUUACGACCAUUGCCAUCUUGCUCAACUCAGUCCUCCUUACAGCUAUAUACAGAAACGGUAGAUCCCCUGACUAUGUCUUCAACGCUAAUAUCCUACUGGUCGACCUGCUACUUGCUCUUCUUUUGUUCAUUAUUGCUGCUGGGUCACUGAUACAAAAUACUCCUAUUCUGGUCACCGAGCCUGGCAUGUGUGUUGCCUUUUUACUAAUCUACGACGGCUCUCAGUAUUCGAUUGCUUUCUGCUAUAUGGCGAUUGCUAUUGUUAACUGGAAAACCAUAGUUUAUCGUCAACUAGAACAAUCGUAUCAAUGCAUCUUAGCGUGGUUAGCUUUCACUUGGGCAGCCACACUUAGUAUUGUUAUCACCAUGGUUAUCAUGUACCCUCCUCAUGCUAUUGGAAAUGGUCUCCUGUGCUUUCCAUUUUCCCACCACUUUCGAUAUAUUGGCAACUCUACAUACGACCCAUCUAAUACAACACAUACCUGGCAAUCUUUUACACAACCAAGACAGAACUUUCGCUCAAACUCGAGUCGGGUUUUUGGAAAUGAGACAAUGAAUGGCGGUCGAGGUUCUUUCAUGGGGAAGGGAUUUAGAAGAAAUCCAUUCUUUUUAAUGAGUUUUUGUCUCUUGAUCGUUACUCCUAUUGUAGUCGUGGCUGCAUACACCCAUAUCUAUAUGGUUAUUCGCUCUAUUGAUAAAAAGCUGCAGGCCAGUUUUAGCGCGUCCGAAGUUCUCGAUGAUGAUACAAAUGCCAAACCCCAAAAAUAUACACAUCGUCUUGAUCACCAUCAACACGGAUUAUCGUCUAAUGAACAGCCCUCUUCCACGUCAGGUAGCCCCAUAAUCCAGCCACGAGCCAAGAGGGUCAAUUCAAAGUUGGCUAAUGCAAUGCGGACACUUGCCAUGCGUGGAUUUAUUACUACCAUAGCGUUUAUUGCAUUAUGGGCUUUAUCUAUGUGUAUAAAGCUUUUAAUGCGGCAUCAAAACGCCAUUCCUAGAACUGAUCUGUUAAAGUUGGGACAUUUUUUGUAUAUUACAACAACCGUUGUAAAUCCUAUUGUGUUUAUUGUAUGCGACUAUCGACUAAGUCGGUCUUUGUUGGAAUUAUGGACAAAAAUCUUUUCGCUAAAAAAGGAUUUGCCAUCUUUGCCUGCGCAUUACCCACCAUCAAGACAGCCAGGAGUCGAGUUUCCUAUUGAAGCCACAUCAGAUGUUUAUUACCGAAAUGAACAUUUUUAA
Messenger RNA from Batrachochytrium dendrobatidis JAM81, 2262 nucleotides. RefSeq lists its product as uncharacterized. NCBI's taxonomy places the organism in Eukaryota, Fungi, Chytridiomycota, Chytridiomycetes, Rhizophydiales. Bases 1 to 2262 code for a protein of 753 amino acids. Gene Ontology annotation, cellular component: membrane. The transcript is spliced from 2 exons. The record is from RefSeq and is a predicted model, not a curated record.